Messenger RNA from Dioscorea cayenensis subsp. rotundata (Guinea yam), 3652 nucleotides. RefSeq lists its product as uncharacterized. NCBI's taxonomy places the organism in Eukaryota, Viridiplantae, Streptophyta, Magnoliopsida, Dioscoreales, Dioscoreaceae. The transcript has 13 exons. The record is from RefSeq and is a predicted model, not a curated record. Bases 550 to 3585 code for a protein of 1011 amino acids.
UCUCUCUCUCUCUCUACUACAUUGGAAAACAUUAAUAACUCACAACCCACAACAAACCAACCCCACAAUAAAUAGAGCCCUUUCAGUCGCUUUAUAUGCUCCAAUCUCUGUUCAUGAUGUGCAUGGAGAUUGCUUUGAAUAUGCACUUAUGUUGCCUGACAAAAUGCACCAGCAACAACUAAUGAACUUCACCCAUCAAUGUCUUCCUGAGUUGCUGCUUCUUGUGACUUUGAGCUUCUGAGAUGGGUUCUCUGAAGUUCCCCAAGCUUCUUCUUCACCUUUGUGUGGUGAUAAUGACUCUGCUUCCAGUGCUCUACUAUGUUGAAUCUGUUGUUUAUGUUCAUUUUGAUCAAGUGCCUCCUGAAAAAUCAAGGUUCAGCACUGCGGUUUUUAGAUAUUCUGUUAUUAACCACCAUAAACAGAGGCUCUGCAAGGGUCUUGGAUGUUCAUUUUAUUGUGAGCUUGAUGGCAAUCCCUUAAAGUCUUGCUCUAGGGAUGAAAUGGUAUUCAAGAAUUUAACUGUUAACCAUGGCCAUAAUUUCUUUCUGAAUGUUUCAACCUCCAGUGGGGAAAAGGAAUUCAUCUUCUUAUUAUUGGUACAUUGAUACAAUACCGCCUACUGCAACAAUUACUAGUGAAACAACAUACACAAAUUCGGCCGAUAUUUCGAUUGGAAUAAAAUUUAGCGAAGCUUGCACUGGUCGAGGGGGCUUCAAGUGCUCAAAUGCUUCAAACUGUGAUAUUAUGGUCAAUGGACCAGCCGAUAUAGAUCCGUCAACCUUGCAGACUGUUAAACCUGGUGUGGAAUACAGGUUAGGCAUCAAGUUCUCUCCAGAGGAAACAUUUGGUCGCAUUGUAAUAAAAAUGGGUGAAAGUUUUUGUACUGAUGAAGCUGGCAACCUAUUUACUAGAUCAAAUAAUUCAACGCUUAUUCUUCAUUUAGAUAGAAGUUUGGUGCACGUUGAUUUAAGAACAUUGAUCCCAACAUAUGUCUUGGAGAUGGAGAAAGGGCCAAGGACUGUUCUUGCCACCAAUAAAAUGAACAAGAUGAAGUUCUUUGUGGUCUUCAGUGUUCCACUUGCAAAUUCAACCAAUGAUGUGCUAAAUGCUCUGGAUGUAAAUUCAGGAUACUUUGUGCCAAUUUCCACUGUUGGUCACACUAAUCGCAAAUUUGUUUUCGAACUGAGAGAUCUUUCUGAGACUGAUAUUGUUACUGUGAAGCUUCGGUCAGAUACUCUUAUUAGUAGGAGUGGGAAUUCUGUCUCUCCUGUUAUGCCUGUCGUGUUCUUAUAUGAUGCAACAAGGCCUAGCAUAAUGCUGAGUACAAGUUCCCCGAGAGUCACAAAGGAGGCCGGUUUUAAUGUAAUAGUUGAAUUCACAAAGCCGGUGUUUAAUUUUGAUACCUCGAGCAUUGAGGUUGAGGGAGGGACAGUUUCAAGAUUCAAAGAGCUCUCAAAGGCUCUAUACUCAGUAACAAUAGAAGCAGCAUCAGAUAAUGUGGUCACUGUGUUUGUUCCUGAAGGCAAAGUGAAUGAUGUUGCUGGGAAUCAAAAUCUGCCUUCCAUGCAACUUGAAGUGAGACAUUAUCUAGUGCCUGCAAUAUCGGUAUCACUUCACUCCUUUAUAACAUCCAGUUUGAUUGCUACCUCAUUGGUUUCUGCUAUUCUCACUCUUUCCUCGGUGAGUCUAACAGCAACAAAUGCUGUAACCAAUGGGCAUGCUGAUACAUUUAUCACUCAGCCAUCAAGAAAUCUACUGGGAAUGGUUGGACAUUUGCAAGUAUUUGCGUUGUCAAAUUGGUAUUCAGUGAGCCUCCCAGCCGAAUAUUCAGAUAUGACAAGGGGUCUCUGGUGGCUUAUACCCCGAGAAAGGCUUCCAUGGAAUAAGGAUACAUUGCCGAUUUGGUCAAACCAUUCACAAUUUGAAGGUUCUGCUGAUCACUUAGAGAAAAACGCAAGAGACUAUAUCAGUAAAGAGGAAAGACGACUUUUUUCAUAUGUACACAGCUCAGAAUAUAGAUUUUCAUCAACACCGCCUUUAGUUCGUCAAUCACAUGAUGAUGCGGUGGAAAGGAUUAGAUUCGCGAAAUAUGGAAAUGUGCAUCAAUCCGAUCUUGUGCAGAAGGAUAUCAGAUCAAAGUUGGGUGUUCUUUCUGGGCAGCAAAAUUCAGACAUUGCAAGUGUUGCUUCUGUGCCACCAUUGAGUUCAGAAGAAUAUUUCAUUUAUUUCUUGAGAGGAGAACCUUUAUCUGCUGCAAAUGUUGUAAAAAAGCUGGAGAACUAUGAAGGAUGGCAGGAUUUGGAGAUGAACUUGUUCUGGCUCGGCGUCGCAGUUAUUGGUUUGAUUGUAAUGCAUUCCCUUAUACUUCUGUUUCUAAGAUGGAGAACUGGAAAAUCGGUUCACGGAUCACUGGCUAUUCCACGGUUUGAGUUGUUCCUAGUGAUUUUUAUGCUUCCAUGCAUUGGCCAGUCAUCGGCUUUCAUCAUCAGAGGUAACACGAAUGCUGGAAUUGCGAUUGGUGCCUUGCUGCUAUCUGUUCCUGCUGCAUUUAUCUUAUCGACAUUCUUGUUCCUUGUGAUCACAGUGUUCACGUCCAAUUUUUUCGAGUACAGAGAAGUUAGGACACUUGAUACAAGUCAUUCAUACUGCAACAAGUUCUCCAACUUUCUCAGCAGAGACACAAUAGGAAGGUGGUUUCCCACUGAAGGAAGGUCAUCAUCAUUACUACUGAGAUUUGGAAUUCUCUUUGAAGAUAGAAAAGGGCCUCCGAAAUUUUUAUCAGUAGGCACUGGAAGGAUGAGAGAAUUAAGCCCAGAUUCAUCCAGCGAAGAAGCCACCUCUUGGGAGAGAUUGUUAGGAUGUGCGAGGUCAGCCUACAUUAUCAUCGAUCUUUUACGCAGAGUAGGUAUAGGAAUCCUUGCAGGAGUUUAUUCUUCGCCUUCUGAGAGUCAGUGUGCUAUAGCUUUCACCCUUACUGUCGUGCAGUUUCUCUAUCUCUGCACCGUAAAACCAUAUAUCAGGGCAGGUGUUCAUUUGGUGGAGAAUGUGUCACUGGUAUGUGAAUCAGUGUUAUUCGGGCUAUUGUUUUGCAGCAAUGGAAGAGAGGUGCUGUGGUACAAGGAUCAGAGAAUCAUCGGUCUUGUCAUGCUUGUUCUUCUUUUCAUCAGCUUUGUUUCUCAGCUUAUGAAUGAGUGGUAUGCUUUGAUGAAGUGCAUUUUGAGGCAUCCUCAGACUCAAAUGCCGUCUUACAAGGCAGGACCGAUAUCAGUUGGCAAAAGACUUGUUCUACCUUUGCUUCCGAGAAGGUAUUGGAGCAGACUCAUGCCGGGUUUCUCUGAACCUACCAGCGGUUUUGUUCCUGUUGUACCACCUGAACCAGAGAUUGAAUUAAAAAACACAAGUUUGAAAGCCAAGCAGCCAUCGUUUCAUUCGAUAGGAAAUGAUGAACUGAAAUCAGACCCAAAGAAUGAUAUAAAGAAACUGCGGGAGUUAGCAAGGGCGAGCUUCUCAGGUAAACUUUGGAAUACUGAGGAGGGAAGCUGCAGUUAUGCGCCACGAGAGCAGCGUCGACCUGAUGAAACAUAGAUGGCUUAGUCUGCAUAAACUGUUAAGGAACUCAAACACUGCUGUAUAUAUUGUUUGAUUUCAACCU